AGGGCGGGUUUACAUAUAAAAAAGAAGAAGAAGAGAAUAAUGAAAUUUCCGGUUUGACUGAGAAUAAAAACGGAGGUAGACUUUGAUCCAUUGAAUUGACCCACUCCCUCUUCUUCUUCUUCUCUGUAUUUUCUAGGUUUUGCACAAUCCAACCAAUCCUAACCUGCAUUUUGUUCACCCGCUUCUAGUUAUAAUCCAAUUGAAACAACAACGAGCUUCGAAUUAUUAUUAUUAAUUUAUUUAGCAGCAGCCGCAGCGGGGGAAAUGAAAAAUUCACUCAAGAAAUUGAGAGGAUUGGCCUCCACUGCGAUUCCCAAGCACGGACGUCACCACCACCAUCUCCGCCAGCCUCUUUCGAAAUUGGAUGACGUCACUCAAGCUUCUCAGGACAUGCAAGACAUGAGAGAUUGCUACGACAGCUUGUUAUCUGCUGCUGCAGCCACGGCCAAUAGUGCAUAUGAAUUCUCAGAAUCACUACGAGAAAUGGGAGAUUGUCUUCUUGAAAAAACUGCAUUAAAUGAUGACGAGGAAAGUGGUAAAGUGUUGCUGAUGCUGGGAAAAGUUCAGUUUAUAAUCCAGAAUCUUGUUGAUCGCUAUCGCUCCCAUAUCUUCCAGACGAUCACCAUCCCGUCAGAGUCCCUUCUUAAUGAAUUGCGUACUGUUGAGGAGAUGAAGAAACAGUGUGAUGAAAAAAGAAUGAUUUAUGAAGAGAUGAUACCAAAAAGCAGAGGGAAAGGGAGGUCAAAAAGCAGCAAGGGAGAUGGCUUCUCUGUUCGCGAACUGCAAGCAGCUCAAGAUGACUAUGAUGAGGAUGCUAGUAUGUUUGUUUUUCGUAUGAAAUCUCUUAAAGGUGGACAAUCCCGAAGUCUUUUAACACAGGCAUCUAGGCACCAUGCUGCUCAGAUGUCUUUUUUCAGAAAGGCUUCCAAAUCUCUUGAAGCAAUUGAUCCUCAGGUUGAAUCCAUCACUGCACGGCAUCAUAUUACAUACCACUUCGACGGACUCAAAGAUGAGGAUGAUGCUAGUGGUGGUGAUGAUAUUGAUGAGGAUUAUACUGAUGACACUGAUGAUGACUCUGAAAGCUAUGAUGAUAAUGAGCUUAGUUUUGAUCAUGGCCAUGCUAAUAAUGGUCAGGAUGAUUCUAAAACAAAAGACUCAAUGGAGUUGGAUGAAGUUGAUAUUACAUUUCCAAAAGCUCCCACGGCUGAUGUGAAGGAAAAUCCAAAGAGGAAACCUGUUGACAGCUCUUUACUUCGUAGAAAUCUUGAUCCAAGCAGCAAAUCAGCUCCACUUUUUAUUGGGAAGGAUUCUGACCCUGCUGAAAGGUAUGUACCCAUUCGGCAAGCUUCCUCUCGGAAGUUCUCCACCUAUGUGCUGCCCACACCUGAUGAGACAAAGUGUCAAGUUUCAUCACGAUCAGAUGCACAAACACCUCAAGGACGUGUAAGUGUGAGCGGAGGUACAAGUAGUCCGUGGCAUUCAUCCCCUUUGGAGCACAAAAAAGUAUUAGGAAAUGAGAACUCAAGUCCAGUUUUAUCAAAUAUGCAGUCAGUACUGAAAGAUAGCAACAGCAAUAUUAGACCAAGUCGAUCACCACCUCAUUUAGCAGAGGGGCUCUCGUCACAUAUUGAUCGUCAUGGCGAUACCAAAAAAGUUAGAAGGCAAGCUUUCUCUGGUCCGUUGAUGGGCAAGUCAUGGUCAAGUAGGGCUAAUACGUCUGCUAGUGGCCCUAUUGCCUCAACAGGAAAUGCUCUCCUGUUUUCUGGAUCACUAAUGCGCACUCCACUACCAAAGCCAACAUCGUCCCCAGUAUUAUCAUCAGGUGUCUCGCCAACUUUCACAUCGUCCCCGAAAAUUAGUGAACUACAUGAGCUUCCCAGACCCCCUGCUCAUAUCAAAACAAAGGGAACUUCAAAUAUAAGUCAUUCUAGUCCCUUGCUUCCUAAAGGUCAGGAGCUCUCUGGCACAAAUAAAUUGACAGCGACAAAUGCAUCUACUCUUCCAAAGCCUCCGCAGACCUUCAACCGCAGUUACUCAAUACCCUCAAGAGGUCAAAGGGAAAAAGAGUCGCAUGCCCCGAAAAAUUUGGAAUCUCCUAAUUUCAAGAUGACUGAGGAUAUCUCUUCGCCUCCUGUUAAACCAAUUUCCUUAUCAAACACAUAGUUGACCACAUUUGGUGGUCAAUCUGCCACCGCCGCUAUCCAGAUUAGAGGCGCAGAAUAAUUUGAUACCAGUUGAGCUAGGACCAUUAUCUUGGCUGGCGAAUGCUCAUAUCCUUUGUCAGGUGAAAGAACCUUUGUCGAGUGAAGAUGUUGUGUACAUAUAUCUAUGGUCCUAAAUAAUUUAUCUCCUUGCACGUUCCAGUGAGGGCACAAAUGCUUAGGUUCUAACCAAAAAUGUUGUUAAAUAUGAGAAAUUUUGUUAUAUCUUGCAUUAUGGCAGUGGUACAGACGUUGGAAAAGUUCAUUUAUGUGUUAGCUCCAGCCUCCAGUUAUUCAAAAUAUGUUGGUGUAGAUUUUUUUAUUUUUUUGGUCAGAAUAUGUUGGUGUAGAUUACAACGGUUGUUAUAUAUGAAUUUUUAAUGGAAGAGCCCAACAUCCUGACUUUUCAA
Molecule: messenger RNA, 2611 nt
Organism: Daucus carota subsp. sativus
Lineage: Eukaryota; Viridiplantae; Streptophyta; Magnoliopsida; Apiales; Apiaceae
Exons: 11
Coding region: 265-2163 (632 amino acids)
Cellular component (GO): cytoplasm
Molecular function (GO): protein binding
Source: RefSeq, a predicted model, not a curated record